Molecule: messenger RNA, 2761 nt
Organism: Seriola dumerili (greater amberjack)
Lineage: Eukaryota; Metazoa; Chordata; Actinopteri; Carangiformes; Carangidae
Gene: c9orf72
Product: chromosome unknown C9orf72 homolog
Exons: 10
Coding region: 222-1610 (462 amino acids)
Biological process (GO): autophagy; endocytosis
Cellular component (GO): endosome; autophagosome
Molecular function (GO): guanyl-nucleotide exchange factor activity
Source: RefSeq, a predicted model, not a curated record
UUCAAGGAAGUGUCUGGAAGACAACAAAAACUGCAGCUUGCGAACCACCGUUUAAGUGUUACAUGCCAGUAACAGAAACACCAUAAUGAUGACUAAACGGCAGCAUUUGAAACGCUUCCUCUAGAAACUCUGUGGUGUGGCGACUCAGCACCAAAAAAAGACCGAACAAGUUGAAUAUCACUCAGCCUUACAGAAGACAGUGACAUUUCCAAAUCACUCCAAUGUCUUCUGGCUGUCCACCCCAGUCACCUGCCGUGGCAAAGUCUGAAGUAGCAGUAGAGGGAGAAUGCCCGUUGCUGGCUGCCACCUUUGCCUACUGGGACAACAUCCUUGGUCCACGAGUGCGCCACAUCUGGGCACCAAAGGGUGACCAAUCUAUGUUCCUCAGUGAUGGAGAGGUCACCUUUUUGGCCAAUCACACACUUAAUGGGGAGAUUCUGCGUAGCGCUGAGUGUGGUGCCGUGGAUGUGAAGUUCUUUGUCCUGGCAGAAAAGGGCGUCAUUAUUGUGUCUCUCAUCUUUGAUGGCGAGCUGAAGGGAGACAAGAACACAUGUGCCUUGUCCAUCAUCCUACCUCAGACAGAGCUGGCCUUCUACCUGCCUCUGCACACCAUCUGUGUGGAGAGGCUGAAACAUGUAAUCCGCAAAGGGCGCAUUUGGAUGCAGAAGGGCUACAACAUCAUCUCAGUGUUGAGCUUGGAGAUUGUCCCUAUCAUGGAGCUCUUGGCGUCUAUGAAGACACACAGUGUGCCAGAAGAUAUAGAUAUAAAAGACACCGUUCUAAAUGAUGAUGACAUCGGGGACAGCUGCCACGAGGAUUUCCUCCACAAGGCCAUCAGCUCUCAUCUGCAGACUUGCGGCUGUUCAAUAGUAGUUGGAAGCAACCCAGAGAAAGUCAAUAAGAUUGUGCGGACUCUCUGCCUCUUCCUCACCUCUGCUGAGAGGAAGUGCUCUCGCCUCUGCAAGGCGGACUCUUCCUUCAAAUACGAUACCGGCCUGUUUGUUCAGGGUCUGCUCAAGGACUCCACAGGUAGCUUUGUCCUGCCCUUCCGCCAGGUGCUCUACUCACCGUACCCAACCACUCACAUCGACGUCGACAUUAACACGGUGAAGCAGAUGCCGCCGUGCCACGAGCACACAUACAACCAGCGGCGCUAUAUGCGGUCUGAGCUAAGCACGCUCUGGAAGACAGACAGCGAGGAGGACAUACCCCCAGACACAGUCAUUCACACUGAUGAAACCUUCACGCCUGACCUGAAUAUAUUUCAGGACGUCAUGCAUAAAGACACGUUGGUGAAGUCAUUUAUAGAUGAGGUGUUCAUGCUGAAGCCGGGCCUGUCCCUGCGGAGCACCUACCUGGCCCAGUUCCUGCUGCUGCUCCACAGGAAGGCCCUCACACUGCUCAAGUACAUCGAGGACGAAACGCAAAAAGGACAGAAGCCGUUUCGAUCCCUGCGCAAUUUAAAGUCGGAUCUGGAUCUGACGGUGGAGGGAGACCUGAACAUUGUGAUGGCCUUCGCCGAGAAGCUGAGGGCGGGACUCCACUCGUUUGUGUUUGGGAAGCCAUUCUACACCAGCAUGCAGGAGCGAGAUGUACUCAUGAGCUUUUGACUCUUAUUCUUCACCUGCACUUUAUUUAUGAGACGGUUAAUGAAAACAGAAGGUUUUGUGGUAUUGUUUUUGAUUUCUUUUAAUGUUACAUGAAAGCAUGCGAUUGUGUGUUCAUGACACAACCAUUAGUCUGAUUAUUUGUUUGUGCUUUGCUGAAAUGAAAAGAACAUUCUGCCUUCCUUUUGUGUCUUGACCUGUAAAAGGCAGGAUUUCAAAGACUGAUCGUUACUGCUGUUAUGAGCCAUUAGAGUUAAAGUUUUGAUAUAUUGCCUUGAUAAACUGUAAGCAUAAUGUGAGUUUAAUGUUUUUAGAAGACUUAAAUUAUUCUCUGCGGGAUGAAUUAUUCAUGUAUUCCAUGCCUUCUGUUAAUCGAGGGUCUGUAUUAAUUUAUGUUGUUAAAAUUGGCUGAGGUGCCCACCAGGACAUUUGCAAUUUAAUUUAAAUUAUAUUUAUGAAAACAUGAGUUAUUAGCGUCUUCACUGCCUGUGUUAUACAUCAACCUCAGUUGGCCCCCUCAACCUUCUGAACUCGUGGGUUGCCUUUUUAAAAAUAUUCAAUUAAUAGCCGUGAUGCUGAAUGUGAAUAGUGCAGAUCGGGUGACAUUACUAAAAGGUUGUGAGUAAUCACAAAGCAGGUGGAUUUCAUUAAAGAAAAUACAAAAGCACUGUAAAUUAAAUCUUCACAAUCACAAUCCCUCCUUUAUAUAGCAGACCGUGAGUGUCAUCAUUAAAUACCUUUACCCGGUCGCGUAUUAAAUGGAUUUGCACUGAUUUUUUUUUUUCCCCCACAGCAACAAUGCAGCUGUUUGCUGUUAGGAUUAUGAGGAAAUUUGCAUCUUAAAGGCAGUCUAUUUUGUUUAUUUGCUUUAAGCACUUCUUCCAAAAAUGCAAAUUAUUUUGACAUUGUAAUGUGUUGAGCUGAUAAUGUUGUGCCAUACAUUUUUACUGCAUUUACAAACAGUUUUGUAAAUGGAGCAUUUUUUCCACUUGGGGAUGUUUAUCAUAACAUGUUAAUGACACAUGCAGCAAAUGCCAGACACGUUGCCUACUUUCUUUUUACUUUAUUGACUGAUUUUCUUUGUUUUCAUAGUGAACUUUGUCUAAUUGUUCAGACGGAGCAAUGCAUAAUAAACUUUGCAGUAAUAAACCUCA